Miscanthus lutarioriparius is the source of this 906-nucleotide messenger RNA. NCBI's taxonomy places the organism in Eukaryota, Viridiplantae, Streptophyta, Magnoliopsida, Poales, Poaceae. The record is from the annotation of a GenBank genome assembly.
AUGGUGUUUUUCUGUCGGAUGGACACCAUCACAAUCUUCCACGACAGUGAGAUCUCCAUGGAUGCGAAAGAAUGGUUUGGCUGCACAGUACUUCUCAAGGUCCCAACAACAGCAAACCAGGACCGGAUUAAUCGCAUCCUGAUACACCAUGCAAUUGUCAACAUCUGUGGGGUUAAUGUUGCUUUGGAGAAUAUUCUACGACAUGAUCCAGAUUACCUGGUGUGGGGCAGUUCAACAGAGCAAGCCACUGAAAUCUUGAGAACACCAGAAAUUGACAUUGGGGGCGCAAUGAUUGUCACGUAUCCAUGGACUCCCCAGCAUGGUUGUGCAAUACUACCCUUCGAUGGACUGCCACCCCCAUCCCCAACUCUGACACCAGCUAAACGCCAACGAGGAGAAGAAGUUAUGGAACAUCUCAAGGUUGUUGUGUUGUAUCCAAAAUUGAAUAAGGAGGAUCUCACUGCAACCUUCAAGACAUAUGCAUCCCGAGAAGAUAUACCUUCUACAUGGAAUGUAGCCAUCCGCAGAGGCACUGUGCUCUACAUGUGGCCAAUUUGGAUGGACGUAGAAGGAUAUGCACCGGGUCCCAACUCAACAAUCUGGGCACAACAGAACGCUAUGAUCAACACACCUUUUCGGUACACACUGUUCCCAAUGGACGGUGCAGGGACUUCUGGGCAAGCAGGUGGAGGUGGACAGCAACUGGCUCUUCUGCAGUUAGGUUACACAGUUCAAUCACCCGGCUCUUCAUCAGGAGAUUCAAGUUUCGCCCUAACACCGGACUCGCCACCGGACUCACCACUGUACGGGGAAGAUGAUCCAUUUGCCUCACCAGCACCUUUGUCCAGACCAACAAGUUGGGACCAAAUAAUCGAAGUACUUGAGUCACCAGAAGGGUACAUUUAG